This is a messenger RNA of Amoebophrya sp. A120, 6854 nucleotides long. Lineage: Eukaryota; Dinophyceae; Syndiniales; Amoebophryaceae. The record is from the annotation of a GenBank genome assembly.
AGUGGACUUUGUUUUGAUCACCACAAAUUGGCGGUCAGAACAGUUAGGGAAUCUGUAUUCCUCUUUGCAUUGUUUUCUACCUGCAUAUAAGUCUGUCACAAGUGUGGACAGGCUGUAGUUUUAGAAAAAACUCCGAACAAAAGAAACAAGAUGCCGUUCUACCAUCGCGAUCAGGAUAUCGAAGCCGCCUGGGCGGCAGGCGCCGGUGAGGGUGACGAUGCUCCGCUCAUUCACAACGAGCCGCAGCGCAGCUACCAGAACCCCUACAUUGACCAGCAGGAUGUGGAGGUUGCCAUGGAAGAUGACAACGCCUCGGUGCUUUCCGGUGGCGCAGACCCGGAGACCAUGGCCCAGACGGAGGCUACCUUGAAGAAGUCCCCAGGCCCGGGAGAAGGUGCCCGCCUGUCGGACGCCAAGAAGGCCGCUGGAGAAGUCUUGGUAUAAUUGAAGCGGAUUUUUUAAAGAUUAUGCGGAGUUCCUUUAUUUCGAGAGAGAAAAUACUAACUCGGCGUGAAUUGUUCCCAGUACAACUACUGCGAUCAUUUUUUUGUUGGAGCAGCAUCUUUGGAUUGAUUCACAGAAACGCUACAUCGGCAGCACUCAUCUAAAAAAACUACCCAAAACUACAUCAGAAAAAGGAAGAGGAUAACUCCUCCUGGUUCCUCGCCCCGUUGGUCGUCGUCCUCUUCAUCACCUUCGAUACCGGUAAAAUCCUGGCUGAGGGUGUCUCUACUCACGGCACCACAGUCAACACCUCCAUCAUGACCAACGUCAUCCAGAUUUUGAACAUGGUCCUCGCGUUCACGCUGACCAUCAUCUUCAUGGGACCGGCGUCCGGUAUGGCCGCUAUGUUCGACUGGAAGCGCCUCUCCGCCUACGCCCUGCCGUCCUCCAUGUUCUGUAUUGAAUUUUUAGAUGUUUCUCAUUUUGUGCUUUCAUUUGUCUUGUUGAGGAGCAACAGUCGUGGGAUCUGCGUGAUUCAAUCCGUGGAGAAAUAGUCGGUCGCGUCAUCGGGUACUUAUGCGAAACACGACGGGAGUUGAUGAUAGUACUACUAGAGUUGCUGCUGGUGUUGUCUUUUUGGAAUUCUAAAUUUUAAAUUUCCAUGUCAAAUCACAACGGGCAAUAAAAUCAAAACACAACUACAGCCCUGUCCCAAGUUUUGAACUUGCUGCAGAACAUGUACAUUUCCGGCGCCACCCGUAAGGUGUUCUCCCAGCUCCGAAUCCCGCUGACCGCGCUGUUCUCCAUGAUCAUCAUGGGAGCGGGCUACACCACCCUGCAGUGGUUGAUGAUCUUCUCCAUUACCGUCGGGGUUUUCCAGUUUCAGAUGAUGCAAGAACCUUCCGACUUAUUCGACUCGACCGAUGUUAUCAUCGGGUUGGUUUUGUCCAUCCUGACCAACAUCUGCGCCGUGCUCGGUUCCCUGUUCGGCGAGAAAGUCAUGAAGGAAAGCAAGUAUAGGAUCGUUUUUUGCUAGGUUUUUCAUGGUUUUGGAUUUGCAUAGUGUGCAUAGACGAAUUCGAGCAAUAUUUUCAGCAAUCGAUUCAUAGAUUUGCAAUGGAACAAAACACUCGUUCUCUCACAUGCACUUUUGCAACUCCACCGAUCACCAAAUCAGGAAACUUCCGUUCUACCUGCAGAAGUUCCAGUUCGAGGUCUGGACGUUCCUUUUCGGUGUGUGCGGAACCUUCCUUUUCGUUCCCUUCGUCGCCAUCAUGAUGGAUCUGUGCGACGGCCACAACCUGUCCGAGUUCAACACGGGUAAGCAGUUCGUGAAGAACUGGCCGCUGACCUACCGUGCCGCCGUCUACAGCCACGGUGAUGCUUUGACCAACUGGAACUACGAUGCUACGUACCAGGACCUGACCGACGGCGGAAUCAAGGCGGUUGACAUCCCGAACAGGUAAAUUUAUUAUGUGGUUUGUUGACAAAGGCUGAUUUUGAUCAGAUGCACAGAUAAAGGGCUUCUGAGUUGUGAGGACUAGUUCACCACACAACUACAUCUGAUGGCUGUGUUAGAAUUCCGGUUUCUGACGGAGCGAUGAUGCUCAAUUUCAGUAUCCUAUAAAAAAACAGAAUGGACAUGGCCUACUGGUCCUCCACUGCCGACAUGCGCACUUUCGGGCAGCAGUAUGGCGAAACCGUCGGUCUGGAGAACGACUCCGUCAAUGCCUACGACCAGCUCAACAAGCUGCAGCGCGUAAUGAAGAAGCGCCGCUCCAAGACCGAAUACGCGCUGCACGACAUGGGCGAGCGCAUCCAGUUCGUGAACCGCGGCCUCGCGGAGGACUUCGGCCGCAUGGCCGGCCACGCCGACACGCAGUUGCGCAAGAUGAAGGGUGCGGAGGCGAUUCUGAUUGACACCAAAUUCUACAUCCAGCAGCCGUUCUCCUCCGCCACCGCGAUGCAGCCGGCAAGCAUCCUGAACAACAUGUUCGUCUCCACCGUUGGUCGCGUUCGCAACGAAGAGUUCGAGGCCCUGAACCUGUUCCGCCGCGACACCCCGGCCCUGGAUGCCGACCAGAUGACCCGCAACCACUUGCACGCCUUCGUGUCCGGCGCCGACAAGCACACCGGUAUUGUGGUUGUGUUAUGAUAAUAUGAUUUUAAACGCUUUUCUUUGGCAUGAUACAACAUUCUGCAUGCAACAUUCAUCUCGCGUCAGGUAGUACUAUGGUUGCUGUAGUCGUCGUUUAGGAGCGAGCCCCGCGGUCCCUGCUGCGUGUACGCUUUAAGCAAUCAAAAACAUUUAUCUCCUCAGGUUGCCCGAAGCCUUCCGCCUACUUCACCCUGCAGAAGGACAGUGAGCUCAAUACCCUUGAUCUCUACAACGAGUUUGCCGCGUACAACGGUGACGAUUCAAACCCGGCGACCUACUACCCGGAGGGACGUGGCGGCCUUCCGUCCGACCCCACUGAUGCGGAGAAAGACCGCAAGGCCAAGGAGACGUACCAAAAGGUCCUUGACCUGAUCAAGCCGGCAGCGCUGGACAUCAAGGCGAAACAGGAAGCCCUCGAGGCUGCCCAAUCUGCCUCGCCGGUCGACGCCGCGGCCGUCACCGCCGCCGCGGUCGCCCUGCAGGAAGCCUUGACCACACCGACCCCGGUCCAGGCCAGUUACAAGUUCGAGUACGCCAAGGUCCAGCACCACCAGCCAAGUGACAUGAUUUUGAAGAUUGCGUACGUGCGCACGUCUACGUUGACGGUGGAGACCCUGGACAAGAAGGACGCGAACAUUGCCAAGUCCAUCUCGAAGUCUUUCAACGAAAAGAUCGUGUUCAAAGUGGACUCUUGCGACAAGCGCAUUGACUUCGGCGCCGAGCCGGUGUGGCCGAGUGGCGACACUGUCAAGGCGUACGAGAACCGCCUCAAAGCUCCAGUGGAGGAGACUGGGUACCAGUCCUCCAAGGCCACGUGCGGACGCAUCUCCCUCGACGCAACUAUGGCACUGCAAGUGCCGCAGAAGCUGACCUUCUCCGCUUCCACCGGCCCGAAAAAGGACGCCAACCCGCGGGAGGAGAACAGCAAGGACAACAAAAAGAAGAAGGACAAGGAGGCCAAGGCCAAGUGGGACGAGCUGACCGAUGACCAGAAGACCGCAAAGACCGUAAAGGAGUGGGAUAGCUUCUUCGGCAUCGCCGAUGACCAGCAGGGCAAGACCCGCGAGCAGGUUUUGGAGAACAAGGAGGGCGCAUUCUUUUCAAAGCUGAAGUUCAACUCCGCCUUUUACAUGAACGACUUGCUGCAGGACAACACCCUUACCAAAUUCAAAUACAGCAUCAGACAGGACAUCACCGAGGUCAACGCUAUCAGCGGACUGGAGAUCCAGACUUACCCAGGUAUAGACAACUUGUUGAAGCGGCUUUGUCAGUGUGUGUUUUCCAGUGAUUCGCAAAUUGAUUUCUUUAUGCCCUUUUUUGUGCAUAGUGCCGGAAAUUCUUUUGUACUUUCUCCAAUGUUCGUUCCUGACCGCUAUUAAAGGUGACACCGCUGCGGGCGUGAAGAACGGGUGCAGUCUCGCAAUGUGCAACGUGAAUGACGACGAGUGGUCUUCCAACUUUGGCUACUUCAAAUCUCUGAUCAAGGGAUCCCGAUCCUGGCGCAACAUGAAGGAGUACGUCGACACCGACCGGGCCGAAAACGCCGAAUUCAAGCGCAACGCCUUCGCCUUCUCCGAGUUGCACGGGUACUUACUGGAUGAUUUUUGUUUCCCUUUGACAGAAAUCAUUUUCGGUCAAUCAUGAUAGAAUAAUAUCUUUGCUUGUUGUUCUAAGUAUUCGUUCGUCCAAACCAAAGGACCAAAAUCGCUAAAUACCGCAGAUACACCGGGUCCCCGCUUCCGUGGGUGUACAUUGGUCCGGCCUUCUUUUUGGGUGUUUUUCUGAACGCGGGUCAGACCUGGAUGUCCGCGUACAUCGCGAAGGUUUUGUCCUCUCUGUGGAAGAACAUCUGCGCCGCCAUCUCCCUGGUCCUCAUCGUGCUGCUCGAGAAGAUGUUCAUUGAGGACAGCAUCAAGGCCACGAAGAACGACUGGGCGCGAAUCAUCUUCGGUAUGAUGGGAGUGAUCCUUACCGUCCUGGUCUUCCAGAUGUCCCCGAAGGAAAAGAAGCACUAAGAAGCUAUCGGUCUUUUAGUUGUCAACAGUAGAGAGAGAAAGUGCAGUGCGUUUACUAGAGAUUGAGAUUUGAUGAAAUACUAGAGAAUAUAAUUACAUCUUCACGACGCCGAGAUUCUUACAUGGUAGAGAAUCAACAUUUUGGUAAUUUGGCUGUGCUUUUCUUUUCGAGGGAACUUGUUCUACACAACUAACGAUUGAAGCGAAAGCGCUCUCCGACUUAGUACCACACUUACCCAUGAUAGCAAUCGUACAUCUUGCGACCACCACACGCGACGACUUCAGCACUUUGAACUCUUGACGGUCUGUUGCAAUAGCUUGCUACAGCCUUUGAGCCUAGACAAGACAUCAAAGGAGAGUUGCUUUCGAACUAAGUGCCACACGGACACAUGACCAUAGUAAAAGACCACACCUAAAGACUACGGAAAACAUCUUGGACACAACCAUUGGUAACAAGUGCAUCACAACCAACCCGAGGAUGGGGACACUCAUUGUGUCCUGUCACACUCCAGACUUUUGAUAGAAAAUUAAUGCCCCAAGAACAGUGAAUAUGUUAGAAAACAAUGUCAGCACCGAUAGAACAAGGAAGUCCAACAUAAUUAAAGAGAGGAAAAGCAUGGGAAGGUAAUCGAUUUUUAGAAUCUGCAGUGCGAGAAAACCGAUCCCGAUCGGUGGCAAGUUUGCAACCGGUGGGCCUCAAAGAUCUUCUGCAUGGCCGAUAUCUAGCUGUCGAUAUUACCUGCGGUCCCUGUUACUGUUUCACCCAACAGCAGGUGGAUUACAUCCAACCUGCACAAAUUUGGUGCUUUUUUCAGCAAGAUAGAUUGACCUGCAAUGCCGCCAAUGGACAAAGAGCUGGUUUUAGCUGUAAGACGCUUGCUCCAGUGAAUUGUUGUAGGGAUUUCACGGCGACCGCGGGGGCGCCAUAAGUCUCAGCUUUUUCUCCGCAAGCUACUAUGGUCGCUCAAAAGCCGCUGUGUACUGUGAAUCCUAAUCAUUUCCCGCACCAAAAAUUUUACGCGGGUCAUUCGACGCUGUUUAUGCACCAGGCUGCGUGCGAACCUUUCUUGGUCUCGCGCGCAGCUUCAUUUAGACGAUUCCAACGCAAAUUUUUAGUAGACUUCCUAAGAAUCUUUGCAUCUAGAAAAUUCUUUUGUACGCACCAAAGAGAUAUGUUGGGAAAGAUGAAGCGCCUGAAAUAGUACUGCUAUCGGGGACAGCGGUAUGCUAAAACGCUGCGCACUGUUAUUUUGCUGUGGAACAAUGUCUGACAUGUACAUAUCAGAUAGACUUAAGUUACAAAUCUGGGGCUAAACAGGGUUUCUGAAGGUUGCUGAUUUCUUCCAUGUAUCGAUUGCACUAGUAGCCCAUGAACGGAACAUCGCAUUUGGUAAAAAGAAUUUUAUGAAUGAAGACUUUUCAUCGGGAAUAAAGAAAAAGAGCACUAGCAGUAAACAAACGUUUCUUUCUGCCAGCGCUGCGUUCCUAGUUGUUUGUUAGCAUCCCUAGAACAGCGGACCGAUCGCUUUUUCGAAAUUUUCUCGUUUCAAACAAGGAGAGCCGAUUUUCGAUACAACUUGCCGAAGAGCAGCCUACUGCAACAAUCUGUGCUCAGGGGGACGAGCCUCGCGGGGGCAUAAAUUGCCGUCGCGUUUCGUCGGAAGGGCUUUUAGCUGUCGCAUAAAUUACGACGUAGCUAAAAUUUGUCUGGUGUCAGGUUUGGGGCGGACUAAAAAACUCUAUUUCCGUGCGCGUUCAUUCUAGCGAUUAUGCAGUAUAGUCGCAGCUGAAACCGAAAUUAUCGUACCUAUUUUUUCACCAUUUAGAAAGAAAGCGGAAGAGUUGCGGGCACCUGAUAGUUUGCGGCUUAGGUCUCUUUGUGUAAGUAGUUCGUCUUGUCUCACCUAUGUUUUACCGGAGCAGCAUGGUCUACUGGUUUUGGACAUUUCUACUCUCGAAAAACUCGUGAAUUCUAUCACCAUGCAAAAGAGCAUUAGUGCUUGUCGCUGCUGUUAGGGUUAUUCAUGAUGGGAUCAAAAUUCGAUAAAAAGGCUUUUCCAUUUUUUGAGACUACAGAACUUCCUUGUCCUAAAAAACUCGAAUAAGGGACUGCGUGGAAAAAAUUGAGCAGUGUCCAAUUGGACACACUGCAACAAGUUUUCGUCGCGCCACUCUGAAGAACAACACUCACUACGCUAUUUGAACAUCGGGCUUUCACACUUGUGAAGACUCCACAC